AUGUAUUUCCAGCCUGAUUUGAUGUGUCAUGAUCGUGGAUAUUUGGUUACACAAGAAGAAUUAGAUCAAAAUUUAGAAAACUUCAAGGAAAUAUUUGGAGAUAAGCCGAGCGAACGACAUCCUUCCCGUAAUGAAUUAACAGUUUUAGUGGCACAUAAUGAUGAUCCCACUGAUCAGAUGUUCAUAUUCUUUCCGGAAGAUAGUAAAAUUGGAAUUAAAACUAUUAAGGCUAUUUGUCAACAAAUGCAAGAACAAGCAAUAACGCGAGCAAUUAUUGUCGUGCAAACUGGCAUGACUCCUUCAGCUAAACAAGCAAUAGCAGAUAUGGCACCAAAGUAUACGCUCGAACAAUUUUUAGAAGCCGAGCUAAUGGUUAAUAUAACUGAGCAUGAGUUAGUACCAGAACACGUCGUUAUGACAAAUGAAGAAAAAAACGAAUUACUCGCACGAUACAAACUUAAGGACACGCAGUUACCACGUAUUCAGCAGUGUGAUCCAGUUGCCAGAUAUUUUGGUUUACGUCGCGGACAAGUAGUGAAAAUUAUUCGUCCAUCUGAAACUGCUGGUAGAUAUAUAACUUAUCGUCUUGUUGUUUAA
This is a messenger RNA of Thelazia callipaeda (thelaziosis nematode), 597 nucleotides long. NCBI's taxonomy places the organism in Eukaryota, Metazoa, Nematoda, Chromadorea, Rhabditida, Thelaziidae. The record is from the annotation of a GenBank genome assembly.